Messenger RNA from Cryptococcus deneoformans JEC21, 3425 nucleotides. Its product is annotated as translation initiation factor, putative. The transcript has 6 exons. NCBI's taxonomy places the organism in Eukaryota, Fungi, Basidiomycota, Tremellomycetes, Tremellales, Cryptococcaceae. The coding region runs from base 614 to 2779 and encodes 721 amino acids. Gene Ontology annotation, molecular function: RNA binding; RNA helicase activity; ATP binding. The record is from RefSeq and is a predicted model, not a curated record.
GCCCUCUCCGCCCGAGUUCGAGUCCUCCGACGCGUACCUCGCCCUCCUCGCCCGCCUCGCCCGCACAGAGGCGCAGGUCGCCGCCCUCUCCGCCCAGGUAGCCACCCUCUCCGACCUCGUGCGCUCAGCAAUCCCCGCCCGCACCACCAGCACCCUCCCCGCCCCCUCCCCCCCGAAGCGGCCCCUCUUCUCCCCCUUUGACUCUGACUCCCCGCGCACCGCCUCCUCGGCCUUCUCCGCCCCGCCCAACAGCUAUCUCUCCGCCCCGCCCGAGACCCCGACCGGCGCCCCCCCCGCCCAGCAAGCCGACCCCUCACUCUCCGCCCUCACACAGCAGAUCACCGCCCUCUCCACCUCCGUCGCCCAGCUCCAGCGCCUCCAGCACACGCAGACCCAGCAGCAGUCUCUUACCCGCCAGCCGUCUUCCUCCAUCGCUCCGCCUCUUCACCCGCAACAGCCCCAACAGCCCCAACAGCAGCAGCAGCAGCCGGCCCAGCAGCUUGGCUCCUCCAGCCUUGGCGGCGACAGACACCCCGGACCUUUGUCCCUCGGCGUACCCCGUCUGCCGUCUGGCGGAAUUGACAGCUUCCUCGGCAAUAAUGGUCCGCUGACAAUGCCAAACUCCCAACCGGGUGGAGUGAGCGGUGCUAACGCUUCUUCCAUGUCUUUCGCCCGCGCUCCAUCUCCCAACCCGAAUCGCCCGGGGAUGAACAGAUCUUUCUCCAGCUCUGUUGUCCUGGCUGACGGGAGGGGCGCCCAUGGUCAUGGGCAUGGACUUAGUCAUAAUGGCAGUCACGGACAUGCUCAUCUAUCGCCUGGCCACCUUUCGUUGGGUGCACAUGGGCAUCAGCACCAGCUUGCACACGGUCAUGGCCUCCAUAGUCAUGGACCUAGUGCGCUGAGUAGGGACUGGCCCAGUCCCGGUGGUCAGCAGCAAGUCCAGUCCGGGCAGAAGGAUGGGCUGACUACGCCCGGAGGAGCGGCGGUGCCCGGUGGGGGGAUUGUCGUGAGUAAAUGGGAGCAUUUGAACCUGAAAGUCGAUCUGUUGAGGUCAAUCUCCAAGUAUGGAAUCGGUCCUCCCAACAAGAUCCAAACAAGGGUUUUGCCGUUUAUGAUUAAAGGUUCCGACAUUAUCGCCCAAGCUCCUCCCACUACUGAACGAAUCAUUUCUUACGUCAUUCCCGCGCUGCAUAUUUGCCAGAGUCUGCCGCCUCCUUCUGGGCCUUAUGUCGGCCCAGCGGUGGUGAUCAUCACCACAACCGUUGAUCAAGCUAUGCAAUGCCAUAAACUGGUCCGAGGUGUGGGUGGACCGAUAGGUAUCCGCGCAGCUGUUGCAGCUGGCGCGGCGGGAUCCAGCAACGUCCAAAACGAAAUCGCGCAGAUGCAGAGAGAUCAGAUUCACCUUCUUGUCGGUACACCCGCCAAAAUAUGCGAGGUUAUGACUGCGCGGGGUGGACUAGGUGGAGGAGAAGUCAGACUGUUGAUCCUUGAUGAAGUCGACCAGCUCAUUGCUCGAAACUUGUACGAAAACGUGUUGAACGUUGUCAAACAUUUGCCUCCUCCUCGCGGCUUGGGCGGUGCGCUCACCCCUGGUGGACCACCCCCCUUCUCUCCCGGGCUUGCAAGCCCAUACGACGCGGGCCAGCAUUCGCCGUUCAACCCUGCUAGCAAAACGCCGUUCCCGAAUCCUAAUGCUUCUCAUCACCCUUCACGAUUCGGUGCUCCUGGACAGGGUGCGGUGGGACCUUCUGGUGCAGGUGCAAGUGCGGCUGGAGCUGGAGCUGGAGCAGGAGCAGGAGUUGGAGGGGAAUCGACGGCGAGCGCCGGUACGAACGGUAACGGUAUCGAACGACAAACGUGUUUAUUCUCCAAUACCAUUCCUACGGACGUGAUCAACUUUUCUCAGUCUCUUCAGGUGCGUGACCCUGUCCGCGUCCUCGUCCGCCGCGAAGGGGGAGCCAACUCUCAAGAAUCCGUUUCCUCCGUUACACCCGGUGUCAACCUCAAACACACCUAUGUCUACUUGACCAUCACCGGUAGCGCACAGCAAUCGGGUGCGGCGCCCGCCUCUGUAGAGCUUGGUCCGGGCACGAUCGGUUCCGGACGCAUCCAGCACGGUCAACAACAAGGUGGUAAAAGCUCCCAGCAAGUGAGCGAGGAACAAACAAGAGCGAAAGAGUAUAAACUCGACAUGCUCGUCAAAAUUCUGGACGAUUACCCCCUCUGGCAAGCCAUCAUCCACGUCGGCAGUUUCGCCAUGCUCGAAGCCGUUGUCUACAAACUCCAAACCCGCAACUGGGAAACACUCUACCUCACACCCGAGAUGCCAAACGCACAGAAAAAGGUAAUCCUGCAACAAUGGAGGCUCUCGCUUACCGGUAGCGGACCGAGGUUUUUGGUGGUGUUUGAUGUGAAUGUGAAACCGCCAGAGGUACCUUGGUCGCCGCUGGUGAUCAACUUUGAUCUACCGAGGAGUGUAGAAGGUUAUGCGCAGAGGGCCGCGGCGGCUGUACCACCGGCUUCUGCUACGGGUGGUGGUGGUGGUGGUGGAGCUUCAGGAGGGAAGAAAGGUCGAGGGGAAGGUCGUGGAGAGGGACGAGGUGAAGGAGGAGGAAGCCAAGGGCAAGCGCAGGGACAAAAUGGGCAGGUGAAUGGAGUAAUUGUCAGUUUUGUACAAGCUGCAGGGGGUGAUGUGGAGAUGCUCCGAAGUACCGAAUGUGCUUAUCGAUUCAAGUCUGCGGAGAUUCCGACAGUGUUCCAUGACCUUUUCCAGCAUUAGAGCUUUCAUCAACCUCAAUUUGCAUUGGUCUUCUUGAAAAACGACGAUUUGUACACGACGCAUAGUCGGGUUUUCAACUAUAUCUUCCCUCUUUUUUCUUUCGGUCUUUCCUUUUCUUGUUUCGGGGUCGUAUGAUGGCGCUAGAGCGAGCGCCUUUGGUUGGCCAGAGUUUCUGAACCGAAAAAAUAAUAAUCAUAAAUUAACAAAAACAACUUCUUCUCUUCUUCUCUUGUCGAAGAUACGUGUGUAGCAAGCAAAGAAUGGGUUUUCAGCUUUUGGGUUAUUAAGAUGGGAUGGGUUAUGAAGUAGAAGAAUGUACUGGGAUUGGAAGGGGUUUGAGACGUUGGGAUUUUAUCAGCAAUGUUAUUCUUUUGUGUGCAUGGUGAUAAUAGAGGCAUAGUGGUAGUAGAGCAUACGGGUGGAGCUGGUUAGAACUGAAUGGAUGUUGGUAGAGAAAGACAUCCAGGUGAUAGAAGGAAAAAUGCUCAGGAGAGAGGACGUGUAUCUAUCUAUGGAAUGAUCUUAUCGAUGGGUUUUUGCAUCUGGGUAUGAUGUAGUACAUAGUCGUUGUGCGCAAAUUUUCCUUUUUGCAAGAUGGUGCAUACAUGUGGGGCUUCUUGAUACGCAGUCAUGCAUCAGGGAACGA